ACUACGCUCCUACUCCACCUGAACUACACCCUCCAGCAGCAGCAGUGUCUCACACUGACCCGGCACGUGUCCCACUGAUGUCUCGGUUCCUAGAUAUGGCAGAGUUUGGAGAAGCUGCUCGCUACCUCCGUCUCACCAACCUGGAGCAGCUGGCUGCCAAGGCCCUGGCUUUUGAUGGUACAAAGCGUGUGUGGUUGCCUGAUGAUGUGGAAGCGUACAUUGAGGUCGAGGUUAAAGAGCUGAACGGAGACAAAACCACGGUGGAGACCAAAGACGGACGGUUCCUGGUGGUUAAAGAAAACGACCUCCAGCCGAUGAACCCUCCAAAGUUUGACAUGAUCGAGGACAUGGCCAUGUUGACCCACCUGAACGAGGCGUCCGUCCUCUUCAACAUGAAACGGAGGUUCAGCAUGUGGAUGAUCUAUACCUACUCCGGUCUGUUCUGCGUGGCUGUCAACCCGUACAAAUGGUUGCCGGUCUACUCUGCUGCCGUGGUGGCGGGCUACAAAGGGAGGCGCCGUAUAGAGACACCGCCACACAUCUACGCCAUCGCUGACAACGCCUACAUCGACAUGCUGCAGAGUGAGUCACCUGUAACCUCUGACCUCUGACAUUAGCCCUGCCGGCAUGGUGAGCUGCAACCAACUGGCUCACCAUGCUACAAGUCUGUUACCAUGACGCUAUCUACUAUUCAUCUCUGCUGCGGCUGUAACUCAGUUAAAGGAACGAUUUCCAACCAGGGUUCAUCCCAGUGUCCCUCCUCCACUCCUCUAUGCUCCACUCCUCUAUGCUCCACUCCUCUAUGCUCCACUCCUCUAC
This is a messenger RNA of Epinephelus moara (kelp grouper), 819 nucleotides long. Its product is annotated as myosin-7B-like. Gene Ontology annotation, molecular function: cytoskeletal motor activity; ATP binding; actin filament binding. Gene Ontology annotation, cellular component: myosin complex. The transcript is spliced from 6 exons. NCBI's taxonomy places the organism in Eukaryota, Metazoa, Chordata, Actinopteri, Perciformes, Serranidae. The annotation marks the transcript as partial. The record is from RefSeq and is a predicted model, not a curated record.